GCCUGCGGGGUGGGAAUAGUGACGGAAUCCGGGAGGUGAAGUGAGAGGAAGUGAGGAAAGGGAAAGGGAAAAAAAUCUGGCUGCGGAGUGGGAGUGGCUGCCGCUGGCACCUGGGCUGGAGAAGGCCGAUUUUCUGCUGAACUGAAAGCUGUUCCACCCGGGAACACUCCUUCCUCGUCCUGUAGCUGUGAGAUUAGGCAGCCGAGGCUCGGGGAGAAAGCGGCUUCUCCCUGUGUAAGUAGCCAGGCCGGGAUUGGAACCUAGGACCCACGCGUCUUCCCCUCGUCGCAGCACCUGCACCUUGGUGGGCAGGUCUAGGAAGGCACCGCCCAGGGUGAGCAGCCUGCGCAGACCCAGUGCCCAAGCGAGCAAGGCCGAACGUGGGCCGUCUCGGUCCCGGUCACCGGCAGCUCCCCCGGUCCCGCGUCGCAGGCCUUGAUGGAACAGCUGGAGAAGGAGGCGAUGCUGAGCGAGCGGAGAUACGAAGGCUCCUUCACGUCGACGCUGAAGACUCUCCUGGUUUUCUCGGCUUUAAUGAUCACUUUGCCCAUUGGAUUAUAUUUCUCCUCUAAGUCCUAUGUGUUUGAGGGUACUUUGGGAAUGUCUAACAGAGACAGCUAUUUCUAUGCCGCGAUCGUGGCUGUGGUGGCAGUUCACCUGGUACUUGCCCUCUUCGUCUACUUUGCGUGGAAUGAAGGCUCACGCCAGUGGCGGGAAGGCAAACAAGACUGAAGGGAGCAGCACCCCUUUUGGAAUAAGCAUAGAAUAAGGAAACAGGUGCAGAGUACAUUUAUGAUUAGGUUAGGAUGCAGGAAACUGCUUAUGGCUCUCCAUCCGAGGAGUCAUUCCCCUCAUAGUACAGUAGUUUGUGAAAUCUGUCAUUUCACUCAUGUUAUUUCAAAAGAAAAGGUUAGAAAGUUAAUGAGCUGGAAUUGAUAGGCAAAGAAUUCCACCAUUUCACAAAGAAAAUAUAUUUUUCAAUGUUUUGAUGUAUUAUAUGCAAAAUUGUCGAUGACACAUGCAGGUUUUAUCAAGCAGAUUAAACUGCAUUUUACACUGGAAAUGAGUAAAAACUGUUUAGGCCAUUAGAUAUGUCUUUUUGUUUUCUUUUCAUGUAGAUAAGUGCUUAGGUUUAAGACACUAAAAUUAAUCUUUCACAAUGAAAAUAUAUUUCACAGAGUUUUGUUGUAUUACAUGCAAAAAUUGUUCAGGACACAUGCAGGUUUUAAGUAGCAGAUUAAACUGCACUUUACACUGGAAAUGAGUAAAAACUGCUCAGGUCAUUAGAUUUUUUUGUUUGUUUUCAUUUCAUGUAGAUAAGUGCUCAGGUUUUAGACACUGAAAUAAAUCUUUCCCAUUAAUGUUGCACCUUAAGAUUUAUUCAGUAGCGUGAAUUUUUCUGUACAUUAUUCUGGUUGAAAAUGAAUAAAUCACAUCCAUUCAUAUUGAAGCAAUUUUGGUUUUCUGAAGGAUGUAUAUGCUACAAUGGGGUCCUGUUUCCCUAGUAAAUUGGUGAAAGAGAAAUUAAUGUUUUUUUUUUAGCUACACUACAUUAUUUAAAAAAAACUACUUUUUAAUUCAUCAUAAUUCCAUAGUUUGCAUAAUCAUCAUCUAGCAAGGAAAACCUUUCUGUCAUCCUAAGGUACCUGAGAAAGGCACCCCUUGAAAGUUCACUGUCUUGUGGAUGAGAACAAAGUUCUAGUCAGGAACAAAUAUUGCUGGAGUGCCAACUCAGUCUUGUUUUUCCUGGGGUUAUGAAGUUUUUAAAAUGACACUGCCCUUGCUUGGAGGUGGGGAGCACACGUCAACUGGCAUUCUUUUCAACCACUUGAAACCUACAGCUUCCAGUAUUUGUAGCCAUUUCCUAAUUUUAGAGAAAUUAUUGAUUUAAGCAAAUUUCACCCACCUCUGAUUUCCAAGUUUUUAUGGUGCAUAUUUAUAUAGAUCACUUUGUUAUAGGUCAGUUUCACUAUGGAUCUUUUUACUAGAAACCAAAUUUUCAAUAUCAGAGCUUCCUUGUAGUGAAAGUUCUGAGAUGAGGUAAUAGGUCUCCUUAACCUAUUCAAUUUGCCUUUGUUACUGGUUUUUCUAUAUGUGAUUUAAAGUAACUGAAUUCUAAAAAUAGUCUGAGGGAAUGAGGAGACAUGAUUAAAGGUAAAAAUCAAAUGAAAGGAUUGAAGUUUACAUUAUUGAGAAGUAAUAAAAAGAAUGUCUGAAUUUAUUGGCCCCCUGUUCUUGCCCUUCAGUGUUGUCUGCCAAUUCAGACUGCUUGUAGGUGGAAAAUAUGAAACUUAGACUUCCUGCAAAGGCUGCUUUUUAGGUCAAGAGAUGUCUUCUGGAAGUCUUUAUAUCAAUUGUUUUUAACAAUUUCUUACAACCUACAUAAGUUAUGUGGUUUCUUUUUACAUCAUUUCUUGGCUUUUGUGCGUGGGGGGUUGGGUGGGGUAGGCAUCUUCCCUUUUUUUUUUUUUUUUUAGUGAGGCAAUUGGGAUUAAGUGACUUGCCCAGGGUCACACAGCUAGUAAACGUGAGGUGUCUGAGGCCAGAUUUGAACCCAGGUCCUCCUGACUCCAGGGCCGGUGCUCUAUCCACUGCGCCACCUAGCUUCCCCCUUCUUCCCAUUUCUAAAAUGAGUUUCCAGUGUGACAUUCUACUAUUCUUCAUCCUUGCAAUCCCAAUUGUUCACCUAGUAUAUAAACUCUGCUCUAUUUGUUAUGUGCUUAGAUUAAUAGGUAAAUAGAAGCAAGCUCUUAGUCACUUCUGUUAGAAUGAGGUCCUGAAAAUUUGUGUAAAAAAGGACAAAACCAUUUUAUUUUCCAAGCAAUUGCUUUCUCAACGGAGGAGUCUCUUGUUCAGUUGUUUUUAAUCAUGUCCAACUUUCAUGACUCCAUUUGGGGUGCCAUUUCCUUCUCCAUUUCAUUUUACAGAUGAGGAAACUGAAGCAAACAGGAUAAAGUGACUUGUCUAGGGUCACAAAGCUAGUAAGUGUCUAAGGCCAGAUUUAAACUCAGGAAGAUGUCUUCUGACUCCAGGCCAGGCACUCUAUUCACUAUACCAUCUAGCUGCCCUGUUGUACCAUCUACCUGCUGGAGCCUCCUACUUCACGACUGUCCUUCUGCAUGCUACAGAGGGUCAGUGACAAAUAGGGCUACUUUGGAAAGUGCUUCACUGAAGAGUUCCCUUUGUACAGUUCAUGUGCCUUAUCUAAAACAUUUUAAUAAAAACUUUUUAUUUUGAAAAAAAAUGAUUCUACUUCAUCAACAUCUACUCUUGAGAGCUUCUUGGCAAGUGGACUCCAGCACACCUCUGAGUGUUUCCUGAAGUAGAAACAGGCCCAGAGAGAUGAAGUGAUUGGCACCAAAUCAAAAAGCAUUUAUGAACUUUAAAAAGUUUCAGUUAAGCAUUUAUUUUCUCUUACCCCCCAUUUGAAAAAAAAAGAAAGAAAAAACUCUUGUAGCAACAAAUAUGCAUUAUCACACAAAACAAGUUCCCACUUUGCCCAUGUCCAAAAAACAUGUUUCAUUAUGUACCCUGAGUCCAUCACCUCAAUACUGUGGUAAAAAAAAAAUGAAAGUUUUUUAAUAGUCGGUUAGGAUAACUGAAAGAUGCCAGUUUUUUUUUAGGACCACCCUUUUGGGGAGGAGACAAACGGCA
Dromiciops gliroides (monito del monte) is the source of this 3654-nucleotide messenger RNA. RefSeq names its product vacuolar ATPase assembly integral membrane protein VMA21-like. Lineage: Eukaryota; Metazoa; Chordata; Mammalia; Microbiotheria; Microbiotheriidae. The record is from RefSeq and is a predicted model, not a curated record. Gene Ontology annotation, cellular component: endoplasmic reticulum membrane. The transcript is spliced from 3 exons. Gene Ontology annotation, biological process: vacuolar proton-transporting V-type ATPase complex assembly. The coding region runs from base 439 to 732 and encodes 97 amino acids.